Blepharisma stoltei is the source of this 486-nucleotide messenger RNA. The record is from the annotation of a GenBank genome assembly. Lineage: Eukaryota; Ciliophora; Heterotrichea; Heterotrichida; Blepharismidae.
AUGGGCUGCUGCUUCUCUAAAAGGUCAGACCCUAAUGAAAAGGAUCAAGCAGACAAGUCAACUAAGUCAUUGAGAAUGGAAAUAACGUCUCCAGAUGAUUCUCAAGAAAAAAAAGUAAAAAAACAUUUGUCCCAGCUACCAAUUCAAAGAACUAAAAAAUUAUCUUCAUCCUCUUCAUCUCCAAAGACUUCAUCCAGAUCAUCUUCAAAAACAGCUUCAAUUAAAGGUUCUUAUACCUUCCCACCAAGCAAUGAGCUUAAUAAAGAUUGUUUAGGAAAAAUUUUAAAAACUCCAGUUGGAGAAAACUUCACAACAAUAAAAAAAUUGCAUUUAGGACUCUAUGGAGAUAUUUUACUAGUAAACGAUAAAAGAGUCAGCCUUAAAAGGGUUAUAAAAGAAGUAAAAAAAUCAGAAAUUCAGCAAAAAGCGCAUGAAAAAUUAAAUAUGAAAUUUCAAAAGUUUUUAUGCCUUGUAAGAAUAAAUUAG